UCAAAUACGCAUUGCUAAUGUAACGACGGCGGAAGUAUCGGCGAAUGAAUACCGUUAUCGGAAGGUUUACCAUGAGUUACCUCCGGCUGUCGUAUGCACCGGCGGAGACAUCUCUCUUCUCUCCUUCCGCCCUCUCCUUCCUCGUCCACCGUCGCCAGUGCUGCCGGAUACGACUGUUUAGUACCUUCCAGUGCUCUGCCUCCGCAAAGCCGAAGAAGGAGAAAGUCAUUGUUAUAUCUGGUCCUACCGGCGCCGGAAAAAGCCGGCUCGCAUUAGAGCUCGCUAAAAAGCUUAAUGGCGAGAUAAUUAGCGCAGACUCUGUCCAGGUCUAUCAAGGUCUCGAUGUUGGAUCUGCAAAACCAUCUACAAGUGAAAGACAGGAAGUGCCACAUCACUUAAUUGACAUAUUACACCCUGCUGAAGAUUAUUCUGCUGGAAACUUCUAUGAUGAUGGAAGACAAGCUACAAAAGAUAUUCUUAAUAGAAGUCAUGUCCCAAUAGUUACUGGAGGAACUGGAUUAUACUUAAGAUGGUUUAUAUAUGGGAAACCAGAUGUCCCAAAGGCAACUCCAGAAAUUACUUUAGAAGUGCAAUCUUUGCUUUCUGAUUUUGUCAGAAACUAUGAUUGGGAUUCUGCUGUAAAAUUUGUUGCUAAAUCAGGUGAUCCAACUGCUGAAUCUUUACCUUCGAAUGAUUGGUAUCGAUUACAUCGUAAGCUUGAAAUCAUUAAGUCUACAGGGUUACCUCCAUCAGCAUUUCCAGUACCUUAUGAUUCUUUCAAGGGACAAAAGGGGUCAAAGUCAACGGAUCUUGACCUUGACCUUGACAUUUCUACUAAUUUGGAUGAAAAGGAAAAGGAAAAGGAUUUGGAUUAUGAGUUCAUUUGUUUUUUUCUUUCAACAUCAAGAACAGAUCUUUAUAGGUCAAUUGACUUUCGGUGUGAAGAUAUGAUUUCAGGAGGUAAUGGAAUUUUAUCUGAGGCAAAAUGGCUUCUGGAUUUGGGUCUUGAACCAAAUUCAAAUUCAGCUACACGAGCAAUAGGUUAUAGACAGGCUAUGGAAUACCUCUUAAAGUGUGAAGAACAAGGGGGUAGAAGUUCAACACGUGAAUUUUAUGCGUUUUUAUCUGAAUUUCAAAAAGCAUCAAGGAAUUUUGCAAAACGACAAUUAACAUGGUUUCGCAAUGAGCCGAUAUAUCAUUGGAUUGAUGCAUCAAGACCCCUCGAAGAAGUACUUAAUUUUAUAUAUAAUUCAUACCAUGAUGAAAACAAGAAAUUGAUAGUCCCUAAAUCACUUGCAAUGAAAAAAGACAUGUCGGAUCGACGAGAAAUCUCACAACUAAAAACCUAUCGAACUGAAAGAGGGGUUUUCAUCAACCAAGAGGAUUGUUCAGAUGUUUUAAACUGGAUAAGUCAAAAUCAAAGUCGAAAGACCGAAUUGAUUGCUAAUUAGCUUGUGAGCGAUUGAUUAUCUUUUUGGAAGAGAUAGAAAAUUGUAAUAUUUGAAUGAGUAUUAUUAAAUUAGGAAUGAUUGAUAUGUUUAUUAAGAAUUAGAGUAAAUUAAUAAUUUGGUGCUUAUGCUUUACUAAAAAACAUAAGUUCAGUCCAAAAUCCUAAGUUUUGAACAGUGAAAUACAAAUUUAACGACUAUAUUGGGAC
This is a messenger RNA of Lactuca saligna, 1657 nucleotides long. NCBI's taxonomy places the organism in Eukaryota, Viridiplantae, Streptophyta, Magnoliopsida, Asterales, Asteraceae. The record is from the annotation of a GenBank genome assembly.